This is a messenger RNA of Colletotrichum abscissum, 285 nucleotides long. RefSeq lists its product as uncharacterized. The record is from RefSeq and is a predicted model, not a curated record. The transcript has 2 exons. The coding region runs from base 1 to 285 and encodes 94 amino acids. Lineage: Eukaryota; Fungi; Ascomycota; Sordariomycetes; Glomerellales; Glomerellaceae.
AUGACUGGGGGGGGAACUGCAGCGGAACACCUUCCAGUCACCAGCGACAAUAGCGUCGGCAUCAGCGUUAAGUUUGCCAGUCGCUCUUGGCCCUUGGAAUUGCGCUGGGUUGCGGCAACGCUGACAGUGUUGACCCGACGAAGUGACAGCAGCGAUGAGCUGAAGGAUGCUAUCAGCGGUCUAAGUUGGGCUUCGAUCAAAGGUCUAUUGAUAGCGUUCCGUAUCUUCUUGACUGGCAACGAAGAGAUCGAGGGCGCAAGAUUGACCGAGAAUCAGAAACGUUGA